Molecule: messenger RNA, 1829 nt
Organism: Oncorhynchus tshawytscha (Chinook salmon)
Lineage: Eukaryota; Metazoa; Chordata; Actinopteri; Salmoniformes; Salmonidae
Gene: mea1
Product: male-enhanced antigen 1
Exons: 4
Coding region: 191-748 (185 amino acids)
Biological process (GO): spermatogenesis
Source: RefSeq, a predicted model, not a curated record
CGCCUUUUGGCGCCAUCUCGUGGCACACAUGCUGGCGCCAAAACGUGAACGCGAUGACGUCAAAUCCGCCUCGAUUUCCGUUUCGUUGAUUUACAGGAACAGGAACGUCUACAGUGACUUGGUGGCCCAAAAACAUUGAGGAAAAUAUAACUGUCAAGCCAGGGCUUGUGCCUGAUUCCGGUGUCCGUGAAUGGAAGUGGAGAUAGCAUUCGAGAUGGGUCCUGAGAGAAUCUUACCAAACUCUGAGGAGGAGCUGGGCCAGGAGCGGCCGUCAGAUGGUGGAGUGGGCGGGGAGUGGAGUGGAGAGGACAUGGAGGAGGGCGGUGUGGGAGAUGAUGAGGAGGAGGAUGAUGGAGGUUACUAUUACCAGCCACUAAACCAGGACCCUGAUGGACUAAAUGCUGCACCUGGAGAUCAGCCUGAGGAUAUGCCCCCAGUAGCAGAGCAACUGCAUGAAGUCCAGGAGAGAAUAGAGUCAAUGGGCUUACAUCUUCCCCAGCCCCCUCCCCUAGACAGUGAUGAGGAGGAGGAGCCAGAAGGAGCCUCUGCCCUGAGCAGCGCAGCCUCCAUCCCCAUGGAUGAAGACCACGUGGAGCUGGUGAAGAGGACCAUGGCAGCAGUGGCCCUGCCCUCUCUGGCUAUCCCAACCUGGGCUCAGGAGAUCUCUGACGACCAAUGGAAGGACAUGGUCCAACAGACACUCCAGACUCGCCAAAGCUCUGGAGGCCUGAUGCUAGAGCGCAAAUAAGACUGAAUGGGCCUCCUUCCCACAGUCUGUCUAACUGUGCCAUGCAUUUCACCAUCACAUUUACCUCAGGGGAGUCUGAGCUGAGCUCCUCUGAGCGGGUCAUGAGUUCUAGGUGUCUCAAAUCUCAAGUUCCAAUUCCUAUUAGAUUAAGAUAUCUCUCCUAAAUGUGUUUGAUAGGAGCCUCUGGGUACUCACUACUUCUAAGGGCGGCAGGUAGCUAGUAACUGAAAGGUUUCUGGUUCAAACCCCAAGCCGACUAGGUGAAAAGUCUCUGUGCCCUUUGAGCAAGGCACUUAAAACAAAUUGCUCCUGUAAGUCACUCUUGAUAAGAGCAUCUGCUGAAUGACUAAAAUGUAAACAUUUACUUGGUAUUUGUAAAGUUUAAUGUGAAUGAGGUCAAAUGAAUGAGUAUAGUAUAUUUGUCUCUCAGAUCAUGCAAACUCUUACUGCUUCUGGAAGGAAGAACUUGAAUCAAUGUACAGCAGUUUAAAGUAUAAUGAGGCUCAAUGGUUAUGACAGGUAAAGCCAAUUGGCCUUGAGAACAGAAACACUACUCUACGUGAACUAGGAGUUCCCCCACCCUAAGCUUUUUGAAACGUUCCAGUGUACAGUCAUACCACCUUUCCAACACCAGAUCGCCUUUGUUUAUUUUUGGGUGGUGAUUACCAUAUUGCAAUACUGUUUAAUCAUUGUCUUUGUUGAGCAUAAUAUAUAUAUAUAUGGGCAUCCAUAGGAAAUGAACAAUAAAAAUGUCCCCCGUCUCGUAACGUUAAUUUCCUGGGGACCCAAAGGGGUGCACAUUUUAGAGACCUGAUUCCACUCAUAUGUUUCUGAUGAAUGGAAUCGGGUGUGUACUGUUAGGGUAAAAACACAUGUGCACCCCUUUGGGUCCCCAGGAUGAUGGAUAUUGACUUGUUUUGUGUGUGAGGGCAACAUAUUUCCAAACUCGAUGGAUGUCAAACAUGUCCACUUUAUUUUUUGCCUUUUUCUUUUGUUCUGUACAUACAUGAACAUCUGUACAAAAUGAUUUUCAUACUAUGUAAUGCUCUAACUAAUUAAAGUACAACCUAUGUACAUAUGA